Cuscuta europaea is the source of this 1070-nucleotide messenger RNA. The record is from the annotation of a GenBank genome assembly. NCBI's taxonomy places the organism in Eukaryota, Viridiplantae, Streptophyta, Magnoliopsida, Solanales, Convolvulaceae.
CGCUAACAGAAACAAUUCCAACAAGAACAACCCCAUCAUUAACCAUAGCAACAACAUCAUCGUUUCAUCGUCCCAUUCAUCCCGCACCACCAACAACCACAACGGCUCCCAGGCCUGUGCGGCUUGCAAGCACCAGCGGAGGAAGUGCGCCGCCGACUGCAUCCUCGCCCCCUACUUCCCCCACGACCGCCAACGCCAAUUCCAGAACGCCCAUAAGCUGUUCGGGGUCAGCAACAUCACCAAGAUCAUCCGCCACCUAAGCCCGCCCCAUAAGGACGAGGCCAUGCGCACCAUCAUUUUCGAAUCCGACGUUAGGGCCCUCGACCCCGUCGGCGGCUGCUACGCCAUCAUCCGCCACCUCCAACACCAGAUCGACCAAACCCAAGCUGAGCUCGACCUCGUUCUUACCCACAUUGCGUACUGCCGCCGCGCAGCUGCCGUCGCUGCUCAUGCCAACAACAACAAUAAUGGCAUUUUGGACGACGAUCAUAAACCGGUGCCCGCGCCCGCACCCGAUGAGUGGUGUGAAAAACCAUCAAACAAUAUGAUGAUGAACGUCGUAUACCCAUCUCACCAUUACCAUCAUCAACCGCAAUUCUUGAUCGUUCAGAAUGAUGAAAUGGUAGAUCUCAUGAACAACAACGUUGCAUGGGGAGUGCAUGUUCCUGUUGAUGAUACGCCUCAUCCGUCAUCAUCGACGGUUCCAACAAGUCAAAUCUCCGAGGAUAGUAUGAAGCCUGUUCUUGAUUUGUCGGGUUAUGUGGAAAUAGAAGAACUUACUUUUGGCACGGAUGGAACGCUUGAAGGAAGUGAAGAGGCUAUUGUGAAGGCGGAUCAAGAUAAGGCUCCGGUAUUGAAUGAGGAGGAUGAGAGUCUUUCAAACAUGCUCAAGAUCAUGAUCUAAUUAAAAUAUAUCUUCUACAUAGAUAGAAUUAUUUAUUUAUUGAUUGUUUUACUAAUGUAGUAUAUAUUCACUUGCAAAUUAAUCGCUACAUUCAAUGAUAUUCAGACUUUUUCUCCUUCUUGCCUUGGUCUGGGCUAGGUUAUGGAAAAUGGAAAUGCAUAUCUGA